GUUGAAUAAAAGCUAUGGCUCGAACCUUGGGCAAUGAUCAGUUUUCUCUCCAAUGCAGACGAUCUCCUUGUCGUUCAAUCAAACCGUCGCCUCCGUCGUUGGUGCUGGUGUGGUGUGCCACCUGCUCUUUAACCGCCUGGAGCCGCGGCGUCUUGCAUCUUUCUUCACGCUAUUGAUAGUUCCCCCCGCCGCGCUUGUGUAUGCGCUCCAGGUGCCACGACAUGUGGGAGAAAGUGUUUUGGUCGCAGUCGCGGCGACAUACGGCGGCUACUACGCUUCGUUGCUCGCAUCGCUGCUGGUAUAUCGGCUCUCGCCCUUCCACCCACUGGCGGAGUAUCCCGGCCCGAUUAUGUGCAAGGUGUCCAAGAUAUGGUUGACGGCGGUGUCCAUGCGCGGCAAGCAGCACAUAUACUACACCGAGCUCCACCAGAAGUAUGGAGAUAUCGUCCGAGUCGGCCCGAACGAACUGUCCUUCCGACAAGUCGACGCGAUCCACCCUAUGAUGGGAACUCAAGAAGGCCUUCCCAAAGCCGAGUGGUGGGACGGACGGAUGCCUGAGGACCCCAAGUUCCGGCCGAUUUUGGGGUUGCGUGAUCCCGAGGAGCACGCUCGCCGCCGCCGGCCAUGGAAUCGGGCACUGAGCACAUCCAUGCUCAAAGAGUACGAGAGUCUAGUCGAAGGCCGCGUCUCCCAGAUCGUCGAUAUGGUUUCGGCCAAGAGGGGACAACCGGUCGAUCUGUCUAAAUGGUUUGGAUGGUUCACAUAUGAUGUCAUGAACGAUGUUAUGUUCAGCACCGGCGGGAACGCCCUGGCCACGGAGGACAAAGAUGAUAUGUUGGAGAUUAUAGCCCAAUCUCAACCGACUGCACUCUUCCUGGGCCAUCUACCAUGGGCGGCUGAGUUCUAUCGGUGGAUUCCUGGCGUCGGAGAACCUCUGCGGCGAUAUCGGAAAUAUGCUGCUCAUAGAGCGACCAGACGGAAACUGGAGGGGUCGAACCGAAAAGAUGUUUUCUAUCAUCUGAUCGACGAGGCAGGCCUGGAAACUAGUCCAGUGUCACUUGCCCAAGUCAUCGUCGACGGAUCACCCGCAAUUAUUGCUGGGGCGGAAACGACCUCGACCACGCUGUGCAACAUUUUCUGGCUGUUGCUUAAACACCCGCAAACUUUGGCCCGGCUGCGGGAGGAAGUCGACGACCCGCAGUGGAACAUCACGGAAACGGCCGUUCAAGCGCGCAUGCCAUACCUGAAUGCUGUGAUAAACGAGGCCCUCCGGCUCUUCCCAGCGGUCAUGAGCGGAAGCCAGCGUGCACCGCUGAUCGGCAGUGGCGGACAAGCGGUGGGAUCUCACUUCAUACCUGAAGGCACCAGCACCGUCGUGCACACCUACGCGCUCCAGCACGAUCCGAGGAACUUUUCGCCCUUCGCCGACGUGUUCAUCCCCGAGCGCUGGUUGUCGACCGAAGAUCAACUCAAGCUCGAGCCUACCCUGUUCGGCAACCACGAGGUGAUCCACAACACUGCGGCGUUUAUUCCGUUCUCCAUCGGGCCGGCGAACUGUGUCGGCCGGAACUUGGCGUACCAGGAAAUGAGGAUGCUGACUUGCGCUCUGGUCAGCAAGUUUGAUAUGGAAUUCGAGAAAGGAUUCGACUUGAGCACUUGGGAACGGGAUAUGAUGGAUUACUUCAUUGUUUGGCGGGGCCGGUUGCCUGUAGUCUUCACGUCGCGCUGAGAACUCAGGGUAUUCGAUGAACCCUCAGGGGACGCGUAAAUGAUAGUUCCGUUUUGUACAUGUACAGGUGUUGUAUUAGGAUGGAUGUGAACUUGGAACAAAUACAGGACAAUGGCCACCG
Messenger RNA from Mycena citricolor, 1850 nucleotides. Lineage: Eukaryota; Fungi; Basidiomycota; Agaricomycetes; Agaricales; Mycenaceae. The record is from the annotation of a GenBank genome assembly.